UCUGCUGAGAUGCUGGAGGGCGAUUCAGUGACUCUGACCUGUAGCACUGAUGCUAACCCAGCAGCUAACUACACCUGGUACAAGGAGCAUGAAGACUCACCACGAGCAUCAGGACAGAUCUUCCCCAUCACUAACUUCACAGCUAAACACAGUGGGAAUUAUUACUGUGAAGCCCAGAACGAGAUGGGACGUAGUACCUCCACCUUACGUCUGAUUACUUCUUCAGGAAAAGGAGCCUCCCCAUGGCCAAUAACAACAGCUGUUUUUGCGUCCACAUCUGCCAUUUUCCUGGUAAUCAUCAUGAUCCUCAGUGUCCUCUUGAUCAGAAGAAAAAAGUCUCCACCAAGCAGCCGGCCUGCAGAGAGACCAGAGAACAACGCUCAGAUCCCACCAGCGGAGCCUUGCUAUGCAACCGCAAGCUUCUCCAGAAACCAGGAGGAUCUUCUUCUCUACUCCAACGUCAGUCCAGCUCGCCCCCCCAGACGCAAGGAGGAGGUGGAGGAAGUUCUGUACUCACGUGUCAACUUUGAGAGUUCUGGUGCUGCCAGCGAACGGAGAUGUGAAGGAGCUGUGGAUGAUUCUUCUGCUCUGUACAAUGUGAUGAUCUAA
Messenger RNA from Gasterosteus aculeatus aculeatus (three-spined stickleback), 609 nucleotides. NCBI's taxonomy places the organism in Eukaryota, Metazoa, Chordata, Actinopteri, Perciformes, Gasterosteidae. The record is from RefSeq and is a predicted model, not a curated record.